UCCGGGAGAAAUCGAACCUACAGUCUGUAUUCCUUCCUUCAGCUAAAUCAGUGUAAAGUAUAAACUUUUGAUUUUCGCUCGAAUACAAGUUAUGAGUUCCAGCCAAGACGCAUACUUUGUUUUUGAACUUUGUCUAAAGCCGACCAGUUUUUCAACCUUUUCAUAUCAUAGGUAAACGUACUCUGGUUGUGAGGAUCGGAAUGCAACUAUCGUGUGUGAUUCAUGGUACUGGUAUAGUGUUUGCUUACAUCUUACACGUCUGGUUGUAUAUUUAUGGAUAUCUUUCUACAGUCGUAUUCCUUCUCAUGCUUUUACCGGCCCCAAUUGGACUACGACAGGUACGCAACGUCUUCAUUCGCCCUUGGAAAUUCGACAAUCCAUUUUGGAGCAGUCAGCAUAAUAUUUUGUCAAUGGCCAUGGCGCUUGCCGGCAUCGUACUUUCCGAGGGAAGACCGCUGAGUGGAACAUCGUGGGCUCUUAUUUUCCCUCUAGUUCUUAUAUCUAUCUCAGUACCAGUUUCCUUCAAGAUCGUAAAAGCGGCCAAGACUCACGAUUCAAAAACAAAUUAAUGAAUUUUGCCAGGGAAGAAUAUAAUGAACACAGUUAAGGCGAUUAAAUUAGCUCUACGGUAGACA
Dendronephthya gigantea is the source of this 635-nucleotide messenger RNA. RefSeq lists its product as uncharacterized. The record is from RefSeq and is a predicted model, not a curated record. The transcript has 2 exons. NCBI's taxonomy places the organism in Eukaryota, Metazoa, Cnidaria, Anthozoa, Malacalcyonacea, Nephtheidae. The coding region runs from base 201 to 569 and encodes 122 amino acids.